GUUGUGGGUGCACCUUCGAUACUCCCACUUCCAUACACAUUCAUUCUACCUUGUUCCUCUACUUCAUAUCCCAUUUCAACUCUGUGAAUCAACAAACCUAACUACAUACAAUGAACAACCACCUGCUACCUCUGUUUAUCACUACGUUGCUCGUCGCACUUGCUUCGGCUUCUUCCUCGAAUUCAAGGACAAGCGACAUAGAAGAGUUGCAAAACUUCAACCACUCAUCAAUGGCUGCUAGAAUAAAGGAGAUUGAAAUGCGGAAUGAAAAGGCAGUCCAAGAUCCUGAGGAGGUUGUCGCUAUGGUCGAAAUGAGUACGAGAAACAGCACAGAGAGGAGAAAAUUAGGAUAUUUUUCAUGCGGAACGGGAAAUCCAAUCGACGACUGCUGGCGGUGUGAACCGAAUUGGCAGCGGAACCGUAGGCGGUUGGCGGAUUGCGGCAUUGGUUUCGGGCGGAAUGCAAUUGGUGGGCGUGACGGGCGGUUCUACGUGGUAACCGAUUCCCGUGACGAUGACCCGGUCAACCCACGGCCCGGUACCUUACGCCACGCCGUGAUCCAAGAAGAGCCGUUGUGGAUCGUGUUCAAACGCGACAUGGUGAUACAAUUAAAACAAGAGCUUAUUAUGAACAGUUUUAAAACAAUCGACGCGCGCGGGGUCAAUGUACAUAUUGCUAAUGGAGCCUGCAUUACAAUCCAGUUUGUUACUAAUAUUAUCAUUCAUGGGUUGCAUAUUCAUGACUGUAAACCGACGGGGAACGCGUUGGUGAGAAGCUCCCCGUCGCAUUACGGGUGGCGGACCAUGGCUGAUGGUGAUGCUAUAUCCAUUUUCGGGUCGAGUCAUAUAUGGGUUGAUCAUAAUUCACUAUCUAAUUGUGCUGAUGGGCUUGUGGAUGCUGUUAUGGGCUCAACUGCCAUCACUAUUUCUAACAAUUAUUUCACCCAUCACAACGAGGUGAUAUUACUGGGCCAUAGUGACACUUAUUUUAGAGACAAGCUAAUGCAAGUGACCAUUGCCUACAAUCAUUUUGGAGAAGGUCUAAUUCAAAGAAUGCCAAGAUGUAGGCAUGGUUAUUUCCAUGUGGUAAACAAUGACUACACACAUUGGGAAAUGUAUGCAAUUGGUGGAAGUGCAGACCCUACAAUUAAUAGUCAAGGCAACAGAUAUCUGGCCCCUGCAAACCCAUUUGCAAAAGAGGUUACGAAGCGAGUGGAUGCCGAUCCAAGACACUGGCAUGGAUGGAACUGGCGGUCGGAGGGUGACCUACUUCUUAAUGGGGCUUAUUUCAUCCCGUCUGGUGCUGGGGCUGCUGCCAGCUAUGCUCGGGCCUCAAGUUUAGGUGCAAAGUCAUCGUCGUUGGUUGGUGUCAUCACUUCCACUGCCGGAGUUCUUAACUGCCGCAUAGGCAGACGCUGUUAAUUACCCAUUUGGUAAAAAGAAAAAAAAAGUUUAAAAAAAAAGAAAACGGUUAUUUUCUUUCUGUCCUACAAGUCAAGAUAUAUAUAUAUAUAUAUAUUUAUAGAUUUUCAUACCUACAAGUUACGCGAUCUUGGUAAGUAAACAUUUUACAAAUUGCUUUCCAUCAUUUCAUUAUUGUGCAACCUUGAUCAAACUGUCAAGUGUUGCUUACGUUGUACGUACGUGUUAUUUGGAUUAUAUGACAAGACAAGACAAGACAAGACAAGACAAGACAAGACAAGACAAGACGGGAGUAUCUAUAUAUGUCGAGCUUGUCGUUUUAGUUACUUUUAUGUCUUGUAAGGUGUUAUGUGAAUUUAAAAACCUUGAAAUUGAAUGGAAACCUAUUCAAUAUUCAACA
This is a messenger RNA of Helianthus annuus (common sunflower), 1821 nucleotides long. Its product is annotated as probable pectate lyase 8. The record is from RefSeq and is a predicted model, not a curated record. Lineage: Eukaryota; Viridiplantae; Streptophyta; Magnoliopsida; Asterales; Asteraceae. The coding region runs from base 111 to 1421 and encodes 436 amino acids. The transcript is spliced from 7 exons. Gene Ontology annotation, molecular function: pectate lyase activity.